Messenger RNA from Chara braunii, 775 nucleotides. NCBI's taxonomy places the organism in Eukaryota, Viridiplantae, Streptophyta, Charophyceae, Charales, Characeae. The record is from the annotation of a GenBank genome assembly.
UCGAGCAGAGUUCGUUCCACGGCGCACGACGGGUUUCCAGAUAGCCAGGUUGAGAAGGCAAACGACUGCGGCAACGCCAAUGUCGCGCCCCACACGACAGGAGCUCCAUUGUAUAUUACAAGGUGGGGGUCGUGGCGCAAUCUCGCAACAAGCAGUUAGUGCUACAAGAGACAAAAGACAGUCACCCGGGCACUAUGUUCUGCUGGCGCAACUCGCACUAAACUCUGUGCAAGUCAAAACCACGACGGCCACCGUGUCCGAUCCGACGACCAUCGUGCACGACACGUCGACCAUCUUCGACGAUCGUGUCGGACACGAAGACGGCCUCGCUCGAUACAAUGGAGUCGUGUUCGACAAUACGACGACCGUGUUCAACACGGCGUCGGUCAUGACGACGGCAGUAUACGGCAACGAGCCGAACACGACGACGAGCGUGUUCGACACGACGACGGUCGUGUUCGACACGAUGGAGAUCGUGUUCGACCAGACGACGAUCGUGUUCGACACGACAACGAGCGUGUUCGACACGACAAGGAUCGGGUUCGAUACGACGACCAUCAUGUUCGACACGACGAUGAUUGUGUCGGACACGACGACCAUUGUGUUUGACACGACGACCAGCGUGUCGGACACGACAACGAUCGUGUUCAACACGACGACCAUCGCGUUCGACACGACCACUACCGUAUCGACCAUCGUGUUUGACACAACGACGACUGCUGUGAAAGUGUUGGAGAAAACUUGUUGACGUCAUCGAUAAACCAGCACUGGACAC